AUGCACUCCCGUGCCAGUUUAUUCUGCCCGGUCGACAACACCACACACCUCUUCAACAACCACCAAACCAGCAAGGCCAUGACUAUCAUUACUAUAAUUCCCACAAUGGUCGGCCAGGUUAUUAUAGCAACCAAAUUCUCUCUCCAGGCCGAAUUCGGCGUACCUAUCUUACCUAACUCCGACUUCAACCGUCCAAGUAUUAGCUACCAUAUCGAGCAUCGUCAGUACCACGAGCCUCCUCUCGUCCAUGUCUGCAAAGAGAUGGAGAGAAUAAUUCGUCUUAAUCAUUCUCUUAUUGUUUUUAGCGGGUGGUUACAUCUUGAAGCGAUACCUCAAAAUAUUUUUUACACCACCACCAGCGCCGUGCAUGCAUGGGGUCGUCCACAGUUCACCAGCACUGAUGAUAAAUGCACAGCUAGUCCCAGACCGUCACUCAUUCACCAUAGCCACUCUAAUGUGAUUUCAUCCUCUUCUUCCCAUUCACUCAGUCCUUCUUCUUCCCUAAGGUUAGGCUCAAUCCCUGCUUCCUUAGAAUGUCUUGCUGGGGUCCGAUUUACCUCCCUCAGCCUUCGAAAGCUAACCAGUGACACUGAAGCUCCAGUAUCGACAAGGGUCUUCACCUUCUUGUCUCCCAGCAACACAUUACAGGUGAAGUCUGGCGCUUCCUUCAGCAAACGGUAUAACUGUGCCUUUCUCCUUCCCGUAUGUUCUCUCCCUUCCUCUCGCUUUCUCGACAACCGAGUUGUGGGAGUCGCAACCCAUUUCUCUCCUCUAUUCGAGUUAGGGUUGUUCCGUUCGGUGUGGUUCAUCUUUCUCCUGCGAGGACAGGUUCGUCUCAGGUCACCCGCUCCUCCACAGCGCCAACGCCUUUGCUCCUUACAACUUGCCAAAAAGUGCCUAAACACACCACAUGUCCAGCAUCUCAGAAGUCUUACUUACACUGGGGCCACCCUGUCUCUUACUUUUUCACGGGUGGUCCAACGGCGUUUCCCGGACCCUUUUCCUUCUCAGUAG
Acanthosepion pharaonis is the source of this 1014-nucleotide messenger RNA. NCBI's taxonomy places the organism in Eukaryota, Metazoa, Mollusca, Cephalopoda, Sepiida, Sepiidae. The record is from the annotation of a GenBank genome assembly.